AUAAUUAUGAGGUCCUUUGAGGUGUCUUUUGCAGAAGAGAAGCCGAAAAAAUCAAAGAAUAUGGUUGUAGGGUCAAUCAUAGCUAUAGUAUGCCUACUGGGCACAUCUUCAAUACUCCCUCUGGCUGAUGGAUAUCAAGGAGUUAGUUCUGUACUCAGGCUUAUAUGGAGAUGGCAGAUGCUUGUGGCUUAUUGCUUGCCUUUUAGCAUUUAUUUUUGGUACAGUCAGAGAGACCAGAUUGAUAUUGAUAAAGUGCUUUGUAAAGAGACUGGAGUGCAGUUUUUUACAGCAGCAAUGCUUUGGAUGACAGCCUCUAAUUUACUUUUGCUGAGUUCUGAUUAUACUAUAGUAGGCCGUGCAGCUUUAUUCGGAAACCUUGGAGGUGUAUUUUUAGUAGGACUUAGUCUUUGAAGAGCACAGAUUGUGCAUGGUUUGGAGAUUUGGGGGUCAGUUGUUGUGGUUUUGGUGGCUGUGGGGAUGCUUUUGGGGGUUAUGGAUGUGGAUGAGUCAACUCCGAGUAAGAAUAAUGGACAGACUAAUAUUCUUUAUGGGGAUAUUUUAGCCUUGUCUUCUGCUCCUUUCUAUGGCUUUUACAUCCUUGUAAGCUCCAAACUCGUUGCCAAACUUCCCUCAAUGAUCGUUCUCAACAUAAACUUCCUUAUCCAACUGAUCGUCAUCCUCAUAAUCUAUCCAUUCUUUUUCAACAUGGACAAAUUCUGCUCUUUCGACCCUCACACUGGUCUCUUAGGAUGGGCUGCUGAUAAGUAUCUCUUCUACUCUUUAUUCUUCGUAGCUAUCUUCGCAGGUAUCUUCGGGAUUGGAGGCUAUGUCUUCACUCUGGAUUAUUUCGCUCCUCACGUUGUAGGGACCAUCUUCUUGCUGGAGCCUGUGCUCGGCCAGGUCUUGGGCAUCCUUCUUGGCCAAGAUAAUAUGCCUGGACUGAUGACCUAUGUUGGAGCAAUAGGAAUUUUGGCAGGGUUGGGUAUGAUUAUGAGAGGAGAUUUUUUGAAGAGGAAGAAAGAGGAGAUAGAGAAGGGAAAGAGAGGAAAAAAGGAAGAUGAAGAGAGGAUGUUAGGGGGAUAGUGGUGAUGGUAUUGGUGGUAUAAGUUCAAUGUGG
This is a messenger RNA of Moneuplotes crassus, 1117 nucleotides long. NCBI's taxonomy places the organism in Eukaryota, Ciliophora, Spirotrichea, Euplotida, Euplotidae. The record is from the annotation of a GenBank genome assembly.